This is a messenger RNA of Staurois parvus, 380 nucleotides long. NCBI's taxonomy places the organism in Eukaryota, Metazoa, Chordata, Amphibia, Anura, Ranidae. The record is from the annotation of a GenBank genome assembly.
CUCUGGUCAUCUCCUGUACUAUGUCUGCAGUCUCUGGUCAUCUCCUGUACUGUGUGUUCGCAGUCUCUGGUCACCUCCUGUACUGUGUCCGCAGUCUCUGGUCAUCCCCUGUACUGUGUCCGCAGUCUCUGGUCAUCCCCUGUACUGUGUCUGCAGUUUCUGGUCAUCUCCUGUACUAUAUCCGCAGUUUCUGGUCAUCUCCUGUACUGUGUCCGCAGUCUCUGGUCAUCUCCUGUACUAUAUCCGCAGUCUCUGGUCAUCUCCUGUACUGUCCGCAGUCUCUGGUCAUCUCCUGUACUAUGUCCGCAGUCUCUGGUCAUCUCCUGUACUAUGUCUGCACUCCAUUGGUUCAGAAUAUUUAUUUUCUUGUUUUCCUCCUC